Messenger RNA from Lactuca virosa, 2483 nucleotides. The record is from the annotation of a GenBank genome assembly. Lineage: Eukaryota; Viridiplantae; Streptophyta; Magnoliopsida; Asterales; Asteraceae.
GCAGUCGGUAGGAUCGAGAUUCCACCAUUAUUCGGAUCACGGAAGUAAGGAGAAGAAACUCAUAAAUUGGGCACUCUAAUGCAAUUUUGUUAUGCGAUUGACCCUAACGAAAUUACAACCUUCCUUCGCUAAAAUUUCAUGUCCAUCUUGCCCUCUCAAAAUCUUGGUUCAUCGUCAUCUUCAUCUAAUCUUCACGCUCAAAACCCUAAUCCCAAUCAUGGAUUCAAUCUCCCACAACCCGACUCUCCUUCCCAACCAACUCACACCCUUCAAUCACUCCGAAUCUCCGGUCCUGUCGAUAUGCCUGAUAAACUCACAGCAGAACCGACUGCUCCAACACCGAAAACUUCUGGUGGAUCUUCCAAAAAGGUGAAAGAAGACCACAAAGUAAAUGGCAAAAAGAUCCUGGACCACCAAAAAUCUGGCCAAUCUAGUGUUGGGUCUUCUCAACACAAAGGCUCCCCUGGAAGCCAGCAGAGAUCUCGUUAUAAUCAUCAAGGGGGCACUCAGACAUCAUCAGGGAGAAAAACACAGGCAGUUAAUGGUAAUCAUUUGCUGAAUUUUCACUAUGAUCCCAUUACUCGUCCACAAGCAAGGGCUAAUCCUCCAAGAAAAUUACCAAAGAGAAAGCCUUACAACAAAGACUUAUUUCUCCAAGCAAAUUAUAAGUUUGUCUUGUUGGAUUCUGGCAAUCAUGCUCCUGAGUCAAUGGAUCCAGAUAAGAUGUUGCAGUGGGAAGAUAUCAUAUGUGUAAAGUACUUCACUCCUCAUCCCACAAACUGUCCAAUAUGUUUGGAAGAACUUUUGUGUCCUCAGAUGACAUCAUGUGGCCAUAUCUUCUGUUUCCCGUGUAUAUUAAGAUACUUUUUGAUGGGAGAAGAUGAUCAUAAACGUGAGUCUUGGAAGAAGUGUCCCUUAUGUUUCAUGAUGAUAUCUUCAAAAGACUUGUACACCAUCUACAUUGAGAAUGUCAAGCAGCAUUGUGUUGGUGAUACCAUUGAAUUUAUGCUUUUAACCCGCGAUAAAGAUUCUUUAACACUAAAUGCAAAACAGAAAGGAGGGGUCAAUUCAUAUGACUCCUUUUCAAAGUUCACUUUUACAGUAGAUGUUGAACUUUCAGUUAGGAAAGCAAUGUCAGAGCUUGAUAGUUGGCUUGCUAGAGCAGAAUCAGGGCUUGUUGAUGACCUGGAAAAGCUUCCAUAUGUUUGUGCUGCAAUGGAACAAUUGGAAGAAAGAAAGAAAUAUUGGAAGGAACAUAGGGAUCUUGAUGGGGUCAACUCUUGUAAUAAUGAAUCUUUUCACUCGGGUUCUCCACCAAGUUUGAAUUUUGGUGUGGGUGUUAAUGGUUCAGUUAUGUCUGAAGAACUUUCUGUUAGUAGGUUGAAGUUGGUUAAUGUUAAUGAACCUAUAUUGAAUCAAACUGCUGAUGUGGAUGAACCAUAUGAUGGUCAAGAUGAAGCUUUAUCUUCUUCCUAUGAGGAUAGCAAGGGUAUACAAUUGCCUUCUUAUGGUUUUGCAGAUAAGAAGAUCAAGGGAUCAUAUGAUUUCUAUCAGGCGGCUGAUGGUCAACACCUUAUACUCCAUCCUUUAAACAUGAAGUGUCUUCUUCAUCAUUAUGGAACAUAUGAUAAUCUUCCUCAAAGGAUUAGUGGUAAGAUAUUGCAAUUGGAGAGUGUUACACAGUCAGAAGCCAUGAGGAGGCGGUAUCGCUACUUGAGCCAUUUUUCUUUAACAACCACGUUUCAGCUGUGUGAAAUUGAUCUCACUGGGAUUUUGCCUCCGAGUUCUCUUUCUCCAUUUGAGGAUGAACUGAAAAAUAGGGAAAAGCAGAGGAAGCGCGUUGCCAGAAAGGAGGAAGAGGAGAAAAUGAAGGCGGAAGCUGCAGCAACAGCUACACAUUAUGUGGCCAUUCCUUUUGAUGCACACUCUUGCUUUGAUCAUUCUCCUGCGUUCUCUUUGGAUGACUUUGAAGCUCUGGGAAGCUCUUCUGUAAGUGUAACACCAACACCAUCAUCAAGUAGUCCUCCAGCUGCAGUGGAUAGGGAUAGGCCCCUGUUUUCAAAUGUUGCUAGGCUUGGUUUUGCAGCAGCACAUGAUUCUCCUAAUCUUCUAAGAACAGCAGAGGAAACUGCUUCUUCAACUGGCUUGCCAAUAGGAGGUGCAUCAUCUUUUGCAAAUGUUAUAUCAAGGGCAAAACCAGUUGAAAGCAACAAGGGAAAUGAGAUGGGGAAGAAAGGAAAGAAGGCAAGUAGAGUCCUGUUAUCAACUUCGGGUGCUCGUCGUUAUUAAAUAUAAUAUUGAUCGCAUGUUGGAAUUUUAGGGAAUUCAAUAUCCUACUCUAAAAAAAUUAAAAGAAAAAGGCAAUUAAUUGAGAUUUUGUUACGCGGUUUGGUGUCAUGGGUAUUGUUGCAAAAAUGAAACAAUCUACGUUUGUUUUGUUGUAGUAAACUAUGCUAUAUGCUAUUCUAUCAAUCUUGUAAGUU